AUGGCCGCUCUCCGAUCCAAUGAUGAUGAGGUUAGGGUGCUGGGCCAACACGAGGCUAUCUUGCUUGCUGUCGCAGACCCUGAAACCGGGCUCGUGCUGCUAGCCAAGUUCCAGCCACACUUCUAUCGGACCAUGCGUCUGGGUGGCUACAGCAGAGGCCUCUUGGAUCGAAUCCCCGCUGGACACAUCGAAGUAGAUGUUCUGGGGCCGCGGACGUGCUGGGUGUGGUUCGUGGAACUCAUUGCUCGAGUAAGCAAUGUCGAGCAAUGA
Messenger RNA from Parastagonospora nodorum SN15, 270 nucleotides. RefSeq lists its product as hypothetical. Lineage: Eukaryota; Fungi; Ascomycota; Dothideomycetes; Pleosporales; Phaeosphaeriaceae. Bases 1 to 270 code for a protein of 89 amino acids. The transcript has 2 exons. The record is from RefSeq and is a predicted model, not a curated record.